Engraulis encrasicolus (European anchovy) is the source of this 2643-nucleotide messenger RNA. It is a transcript of the gene slitrk3b, whose product is annotated as SLIT and NTRK-like family, member 3b. Gene Ontology annotation, cellular component: GABA-ergic synapse; postsynaptic density membrane. The transcript has a single exon. The record is from RefSeq and is a predicted model, not a curated record. Gene Ontology annotation, biological process: regulation of presynapse assembly; axonogenesis; positive regulation of synapse assembly. Bases 1 to 2643 code for a protein of 880 amino acids. Gene Ontology annotation, molecular function: protein binding. Lineage: Eukaryota; Metazoa; Chordata; Actinopteri; Clupeiformes; Engraulidae.
AUGCUGUGGGUUACUCUGCUGAGCACAAUUGCUCUCGGAUGGACCACUCCGAUCCCUCUGCUAGACGACUCGGAGGAGAUAGACGAGCCUUGCUUCGAGCCCUGUGACUGCGAGGUGAAAGAGGGCCUGUUCCACGUCCACUGUGACGGCAAAGGAUUUACAAAUGUCAGCCAGGUGUCACAGUCCUGGCUGAGGCCUUUUAAGCUCUACUUGCAGAAGAACUCCUUACGCAGGCUUUACUUCAACAGCUUCCUGCACUUGAACAAUGCGGUGGCCAUUAAUCUGGGCAACAAUGCUCUGCAGGACAUCCACGUUGGUGCUUUCCACGGCCUCCGGGCCCUCAAGAGAUUGUACCUCCAUGAAAAUAAGCUGGAGGUGUUCCGCAACGACACGUUCCUCGGACUCGAGUGCCUGGAGUACCUCCAGGCCGACUACAACGUCAUCAAGAGGAUAGACAGCGGGGCGUUCAGAAACCUCCACAAGCUGCGGGUGCUGAUCCUGAAUGACAAUUUGAUACCUGCACUGCCCAGCCUCCUCUUCAGAGCGGUGUCUCUCACGCACCUCGACUUGCGUGGGAACCGGCUCAAGGCUCUUGCCUACAGGGGCACGCUGGAGUACAUAGGGCGCACGCUGAUGGAGAUCCAGCUGGAGGAGAACCCGUGGAACUGCGUCUGUGACAUCGUGCAGCUGCAGGCGUGGCUGGAGCGCAUCCCUUACACGGCGGUGGUGGGCGAGAUCACCUGCGAGCAUCCUUUUCAUCUGCACGGGAAGGACUUGAGGGAAAUAAAGCGCACCGAGCUCUGUCCGACCUUAAGCGAGGCGGAGGUAGAGGCCCGUUUUGGGAUCCCCCAUUUACCGUUCUACACGGAGGGGAGAGCCAGGCCCACGAAGCCUUCCUCCAUGUUCUCUGUCAACCAAAACACGGCCUCGACGGAGCAGAAGGAGAAGUCCGUGAAGCCUACGAAAAGGCCAAGGCCUUCCAGGACUCCCCCAACCCCUCGCAGUGUGUUCCCCAAUCAGCCCCCAAUUGCUGGCUAUCAAACGAGACCCCCCAUCCCAAUCAUUUGUCCAAUUGGCUGUACAUGCAAUUUGCACAUCAAUGACCUUGGUCUGACUGUCAACUGUAAAGAGAGUGGUUUCCGCAACAUUUCUGAUCUUGUGCCACGGCCACUUAAUGCCAAGAAGCUUUACCUCAGUGGGAAUCUAAUACAGAAAAUAUAUAAGUCAGACUUUUGGAAUUUCUCCAGUCUGGACUUGCUGCACCUGGGUAGCAAUCAGAUAGGUUAUAUACAAGAAGGGGCCUUUGUAAAUUUGCCAAAUCUAAAGAGUUUAUAUUUGAAUGGAAAUAACAUUGAGGCUCUAACACUCGACAUGUUCCACGGACUGCAGAGUCUGCGUUACCUGUACUUUGAGUACAACGAGAUCAGAGAGAUCCGUCCCGCCGCCUUUAGUCUAAUGCCCACACUGCAGUUAGUGUUUCUCAACAACAACCUCCUUCGAACACUUCCCAAAGGGACUUUUGCAGGCACCUCCCUUGCCCGACUUAACUUGCGAAACAACUACUUCCACAGCUUGCCUGUCAGUGGCGUGCUGGAGCACCUGCAGGCCGUGGUCCAGAUUGACCUGAACCAGAACCCUUGGGACUGCACCUGCGAUAUAGUGCCCCUCAAGCAGUGGCUGGAUACACUCAGCUCUGUGGUGGUGGUGGGAGAGGUGGUCUGUAAAACCCCAGAGCCUCUCCUGGGCAGGGACCUGCGUUCCCUACCCGUGGAGUUCAUCUGUCCCGAACUCAGGCUCUCCUCCCCUUCGCCUGUCUCCUUUGGCAGCAGCGUCUCAUCCGGCUACCCUGCACUGGGCUCGCAGCCCGCCAAGCCGGUCAUCCCUCUGUCGGUGCUUAUCCUGAGCAUGCUGGUGCUUUUUGUGUCGGCCUUCUUUGCGGCGGCGGCCCUCUGCGCCUACGCUCUGAAACGUCGCGAAAAGCUGCCCUUCAGGAAACAGGGGGAGGUCGGGCUGACCGGCAUUCAGAUGGAGUGUGGGAUAUUCCCCGAGCAGCCUUCUACCAUGCCUGAGACACCGCCCUCCAAUCACGUUUACGACAGCAUCGCUGCCCCCACAGUGCACAUGUGCAGCAACCCCAUUUACAAGCCCAGGCCAGAGGACACUGAACAGCAGCAGCGGCAGCAGCACCAGGAGAAGGAGCUGCUGCCGCACAGCAAAGAGAGCAGGUCGAAUUACAGAACGCUGGCAGAAAAGGAAAAAGAGUGGACCAUGGCUGUGUCCAGCUCCCCCAUAAACACUAUAGUGGGCAUCGGCACCCCGUGCCACGACAUCACAGACUUUCAUGAAAACGGCAUCCUCUGUCCUACAGUGAUCGACAGCCAGGGCCCCACGCCUAAAGUGGGCUUUGUGGAUAGCCUUUUUGGCAACAAAUCCCAGUUCAGUGACAUGCUGGACAGACACACGGCGCACCCACCCCCCGAGUACCCUCACACCAACCAGGACGCCAGGCAAAAGCAAACAAUAACGAUUGAGACAAGGACAGGAUGUCCCAAUCAAACCCAAAGUGAUUACCCUGAAUUGAGGGCCAGGUUGAAAACCAAGGUGGAUUAUAUUGACGUGUUGGAGAGGUCGUAUCAGUUUUAA